Messenger RNA from Trichoplax adhaerens, 3450 nucleotides. RefSeq lists its product as uncharacterized. Gene Ontology annotation, cellular component: cell projection; cortical actin cytoskeleton; plasma membrane. The record is from RefSeq and is a predicted model, not a curated record. Gene Ontology annotation, molecular function: actin filament binding. The transcript is spliced from 10 exons. Lineage: Eukaryota; Metazoa; Placozoa; Uniplacotomia; Trichoplacea; Trichoplacidae. The coding region runs from base 1 to 3450 and encodes 1149 amino acids. Gene Ontology annotation, biological process: actin cytoskeleton organization; muscle cell development.
AUGGAUGGAGCCAGCUCAACCGGAAUAGUUACCAACGGUGGUAUUGGUGGCAUGAAUUCCGGCAGCACCGGAGGAGGAAUAAACAAUGCCAAUUUUGCUGCUUCUUCGUUGCCUCACUUGCAAUACUACUACGGAUCAACCGGCAAACUUCCUGAUUCCGACGGUUCGACUGCUGCAUCUAUUGAACAAGACAAACAAGAAUGUAUGAAAUGGAUUAAUAGCUACAUUUCUAAAACCGGGCAUCCUCUGAUUGUUAAUCUUGAAGAGCAACUCUCAGAUGGCUUAACUCUAAUUAAACUUUUAGAAGCGUUAGCCGGUGAACGCCUAGCCAAGUAUUAUACACUACCCAAGCUAAGGGUCCAAAAGAUUGAAAACACUAAAGAAUGUAUUAAUUUCAUGGCUGAGAGAGGAAUUAACGUGACUGGAAUUCGUGCUGAAGGAAUGAUAAUUUAUAAUAUACUGAUUCUCAAAUUUGGAUUGCCUGGUGUAUUUGUGAUAGAAUUGGCUUCUGGAAAUGUCAAGACCAUGUUAACUAUGUGCCAUCUCCUAAGAUUGAGAGUUGAAGCAAAUGUCAAAAAUGGCUAUCCACCAUUGUAUAAACCUCCAUCGGCAGGCAUUAGUAAUAGCUAUAUUAAUAGCAGUCAAUCCAAUUUGGCUGGAAGUCAAGCAGAUUUGACUACAUUAGACAAGGAAGAUCUGUCCGUUUUAUCAUGGGUAACAGGCCUUACAGGGAUUCCAAUCCAAAGUUAUAAUCAAUUCUAUGAUGGUCGUAUUCUUUAUGAAGUGGUCAGCAAAAUUUGCGGUACUUCAAUACCAAAAGAGAAAUUAGAUAUACUUACACCCAUUGAAAGAUGCAAUUUAGCUUUCGAUACUGCUGAACGAGAAUUGUCUAUUCCUAAACAAGUUAACUCAUGGGAUGUUACGAGUGGCCACGAUAACUAUGGUGUUAUUUUAUACUUAAAGCAACUCUAUCAAGUAUAUGAGCAUCGUAUACGACAACAAGAUGUCGCUCAGUUAAUCGAAGAAGAAGCUCGACAACAACGAAUGCUGGAUGAAAGGAUUCGUAAAUUAAAAGAAGAUGAAGUUCAGCUUACUAAACAUCGAGAUGAAGUGCUUCAAAAUGAGCAAAAAAUUAAUGAUUUAGCUGAAAGUGUUAAGCAACGAGAGCUAAAUUUACGUCAACAAGAAUCAGAAGAAAGUGAACGCAUUAAAAGGCAAAUGAACGAGUAUACCAAUGAUAUUAUGAAUCGUCAAGUAGAGCAACAGCUGUACAACGAAAGUAAACAAGUUCAUCAUGAUGUGGAUAGACAAUUGGAACAACAAGGGAUGGCUGCAACAUACCAAUGGCGAUCAAGUCGGCAAAAUUUAAAUCAUAUCGAUGGCGAUCGCAACCCUAAUCAUGAUGAACACGACCAAUAUGCUGUCCAUCUGAUGAAACAACGUCGGCGACGACAACUUGGUGAGCUCGAAUUGCAAAAGAAACAAUUAGAACGCGAAUGGAAAGUUGUUGAACAAAAUCAACAAGAUUUACAGCGCCAAUGGUAUCAAAUGCAAGAACAACAUAAUCAAAUUACACAUCAAUUAACCGAGAGGCAAUUAGAAUUACAACGUCAACAAGAACAAUUAGGUGAGAAAGAUUUAGAAUUGAAGAAACGCGAUCAAGAACAAGUACUGUACAAUCAGCAACAACAACAUUAUUGGCGUCAAAAAGAAGAGCAAUUACAACAGCAAGCUGCUGCUGUUGAACAAAAAGCCAAUCAAUUACAGCUAUUACAAAAAGAAGUAGAUAUGCAGCAGAAAUAUUUAACGCAAGAAAAAUCCUACGUCGAUCAACGCGCACAACAAGAAUUAUUGGAAGCGCGUGAAAAAAUCGAGAAUGAAAAAUUAAAUAUUAAGAAACAGCGCGAUGAAUUGGUGAAAAUACAGCAUGAUAUCGAGGAAAGAUCACGCGAUUUAAUGCAUAAAAAGUAUGAAAUACAAUUUAAUGAGCAAGAAGAAACGGUUCGAUUGCGUAAACGCAUUGAAGACAUUGAAAAAGUUGUUCAACAACAACAUGACCAAUUACUGACAGAACAGAAAAAACGCAAUGAUCAGUAUGAAGAGAUAUUGGAAUUACGCCGUCAGUUAAGAUUGAAAGAGCAACAACUAGAUAAUGAACGUAAUCUAAGGGAGAAAGAAAUAAAAGUCAAAGAGGAUGAAUUAAGUGGAUUAGAGAAACAACGCCAACAAGAAUUUAUCAAGCGCAUGGAAGAAUUACGCAUGAAAGAAACCCGCAUCGAGCACCAACGGCUUGACUAUGAGAAGCAAUUGCGUACUAUGGAAGAGAAAGUUAAAUCGGAAGAAUUACUUGAGCAAGAACGACGUCGACAAGAGCAAGAAAAACGCCUAGAAGAGUUAAAAAUGAAGGAGAAAUUGUUAGAGGAAGAAAAAUUGGAACGUGAAAGACAGCUACGGUUACAAGAAGAGAAAAGAAAGGAAGAAGAGAUAUUAGAAUUAGAAAGGAAACGUCGAUUAGAUCAUGAACGACGAUUACAAGAAAAGCAAGAAUUAGAAGAAAGAAUUCGAAAUAUUGAACGAUUACAACAAGAAGUGCGUGAAAAACAAGUUCAUCAACAAGCACAAGAUACUACUGCUCGAAAAUCGCCAUUAAUCCCUGAGCGUCCACUUAAUUAUGAUAGUAGUAAUCAACGACGACCAUUAAAUAAUGCGUUGAAACCGACCGUGUCGGAAAGUGUUUUAAAUUCGCCAACUAAAUCCGAUUAUCGAGCUAAAUCGCCAUCAGCUUGGAAUGCUAGUGAAUCGAUGGUCGCGUUACGAACUUCAUCACCCAAUAAAUCAAGCAAUGAUACACUAUCAAAAUCACGUCUACCCAUGACAAAAUUAGGUGGUUCAACUAGUAAUUUAUCCAAUAUUGGUAAAAGUCCAUCCAACGUAAAAACCCGUGAUCGAUAUGUUGAACCAAAACGAUUCUAUGAGAAUGCGACAACACCAGCUGGUGUUAAUCGUCCUUCUUAUGUUGGACCGACAAAGCCAUCACCAAAAUCGCAAACAACGCCGCCAUCGAUGCCUAGUACUUCUCCUCCAUUACCAUUGCCUAAAACACCAGAGCCAGCGUUAAUAAGAUCUAAAGUGAAUGAUGUUGAUGCAAAUCGAUCGAGUGCAUCGCCUACUAAGACACCAUUAUCAAGUUAUACUAGUCCAUUUGUACAGGGUAGAGUCAAUGCCUUUGCCAGAUCCAAUGAAAUGAAAGCUAAAUAUCCUAAUUUGCCAUCGACACCAGUACAAAAAGCCAAAGAAACUAAGCCUCAACAAUCUACGCCAUUAAGCCAGCAAAGAAGUACAUCAUCCGCUUCCGUAAAAUCACCAUCCAAUAGUAAACGAGCGGAAGCUACUCAACUUGUUCGACGAGGUGCUCGUACACCAGGAGGCGCUUCUACAUUUGAUUUUUAA